Molecule: messenger RNA, 5960 nt
Organism: Panthera uncia (snow leopard)
Lineage: Eukaryota; Metazoa; Chordata; Mammalia; Carnivora; Felidae
Product: zinc finger protein 300-like
Exons: 6
Coding region: 731-2614 (627 amino acids)
Biological process (GO): negative regulation of transcription by RNA polymerase II
Cellular component (GO): nucleus
Molecular function (GO): RNA polymerase II cis-regulatory region sequence-specific DNA binding; DNA-binding transcription repressor activity, RNA polymerase II-specific; DNA-binding transcription activator activity, RNA polymerase II-specific
Source: RefSeq, a predicted model, not a curated record
GGUUGAGGAUGGUCACUGCAGCUUUUGACACACCCGGGUCCACGCCUACCCCCAAAGUCCUAUUGUUCUGCACCCAUUCCACUUCCCCAAAUCAGCGCCCACUUCCUCCGCGCACCUUCAGCCCGGACCAAGACCAACCAGGUGCAAGGAUCAGAGCCUCGGGACUCACUCCCGCCCGGGGGCAGCGCUGUGAGGACAAGGAGGGCACACAUGCGCAGAAGAGGACGUCUCGCGCGCGCGCGGGUCUCGCAGGAGCCCGUUCCCUUCGACUGCAAAAUACAUCUCCCAGAAUGCCUCAGCGGGGGGCGCUGCACAUGCGCAGCGAGAGGCAGGGCGCGCGUGGGGCGUCGGGGCGCAUUGCAGCGGAUUCCGGCACUGCAGUCCCCACUCCAGGCUCCAAACCCCUCCUCCAAAGAGAACCCAUAGAGGGUCGCUCGACGUACUGAGCCAGAGCCUAGCGAUAGCGAGCCAGACCUACAACGUUUCAAGAACUUUCCCAGGCCUGAGCCUGCAGGACUUAACUCUGGAAUCUGAGUUUGAGCCCGAAGCCUUUCAUAUUUUUGUGGUCAGCCUUUCUGCUUUUCUGAAUGGACCCGUUCAUCUUGACAAAGCCUGGGAUAACCCCAUAUGAAACAGCCUACCUAUCAUGGGAGCACUCACUUCCUGUGAAUGAGUACAGCCUUCUCUGGAUGAUCCAUCCUGGGACUGAGAAGAAUUCACCAGAUGGUAAAUGGCCCCUGGAGACUUAGUCUGUCUCUCAGUCCUGAUUCUUCAGACCUCUGCUCUUUUGGAAGAGAAGCAGAAAAUGACCAAGUCUCACGGUCCAUUGUCAUUUGAGGAUGUGGCUGUAGCUUUCACUAAGGAGGAGUGGCAGCAACUGGACCCUGCUCAGAGGACCCUGUAUAGAGACGUGAUGCUGGAGAACUUCAGCCAUGUGAUCUCAUUGGGGCAUCCAGUUUCCAAACCAGAUGUCAUCUCCAAGUUGGAACAAGGAGAAGAGCCAUGGAUAAUAAAGAGAGAUGUAUCAGAUUGGAUCUAUCCAGGUAAAAAUCUAGCAGGUGGGAGUCAAGGGAAGGAGACUAGACUUGACAACCCUCAAUUGGAUAUACCUGGAGAUGUUUCCUUCCAUAAGGAGGUAUUGGAAAGUGUAACAAGGGAUCCUUCACUAUACUCCAUUUUUAAGGUCUGGCAGGGUGAUGACCAGAUGGAGAGACAUCAGGAAAAUAAAGACAGACUUCUCAGGCAAGUCAUGGUCAUCAAAAACAAAACAGUUGUUGAAGAAUCAGGUUAUACAUAUAAGGCAUCAGGAAAAAUAUUUCAUGACUGCAUAGACCUAGAUGUUUCAGGACAAAGAUUGUAUAAAUGUGACUCAUUUGAAAAGAGCUUGAUACCUAAUAUAAACUUACUCAGUUGUAAUAGGGGUUAUGUAAGAAAAAACACUGUUGAGAAUUUUAGAUGUAGGAGUACACCUAUUUCUUCCUAUUCUAAGCAUGAAAAAAUUCAUAAUGGAGUGAAACACUGUGAAGAUAGUCAGUGUGGAAAGAUUAUCAGCAAUAAACAGUCUCUUUUUCAAUAUGUGAAUGUUGAAACUGGAGACAAGACCUGUAUAUGCAUUGAAUGUGGAAAAUCUUUUCUAAAAAAGUCACAACUCAUUAUACAUCAAAGAAUUCAUACUGGAGAGAAACCGUAUGAUUGUGGUGCAUGUGGGAAAGCCUUCAGUGAAAAGUCACAUCUCAUUGUACAUCAGAGAACUCAUACUGGGGAAAAACCUUACGAGUGUUCUGAAUGUGGAAAAGCUUUCUCUCAGAAAUCGUCCCUCGUUAUACAUCAGAGAGUUCAUUCUGGGGAAAAACCAUACGAAUGUAGUGACUGUGGGAAAGCCUUCUCCCAGAAAUCACCUCUCAUUAUACAUCAGAGAAUACAUACUGGUGAAAAACCUUAUGAAUGUAAUCAGUGUGGGAAGGCGUUCUCCCAGAAGUCACAGCUGAUCAUACAUCAUAGAGCUCAUACUGGAGAGAAACCAUAUGAAUGUGCUGAAUGUGGGAAAGCCUUCUGUGAGAAGUCCCACCUCAUUAUACAUAAAAGAAUUCACACUGGGGAGAAACCCUAUAGAUGCACUCAGUGUGAGGAAGCCUCCAGCAGAAAGUCAGAACUCAUUAUACAUCAGAUAAUUCAUACUGGGGAGAAACCUUAUGAAUGUACUGAAUGUGGGAAGACCUUCUCCCGGAAGUCACAGCUGAUCAUACAUCAGAGAACACAUACUGGAGAAAAACCAUAUAAAUGCAGUGAAUGUGGAAAAGCUUUCUGUCAGCAGUCACAUCUCAUUGGACAUCAGAGAAUUCACACAGGAGAAAAACCUUAUGUGUGCAGUGAAUGCGGGAAAGCCUUCUCUCAGAAGUCUCACCUCCCAGGGCAUCAGCGAAUUCAUACAGGAGAAAAACCUUACAUAUGUGCUGAAUGUGGAAAGGCGUUUUCCCAGAAGUCAGACCUUGUUGUACAUCAGAGAAUUCAUACUGGGGAGAAACCCUAUCAGUGUGCUAUGUGUGGGAAAGCCUUCAUCCAGAAGUCACAACUCACUGUACAUCAAAGAAUUCAUACAGUGGCAAAAUCGUAAGAAUGGACUAAGCACAGGAAAGUCUUCAGUAUCUGCUUAAGCCUUAAUAAAUACCACAAACUUACAGAUUUCAUGAGUUUGGGGGCAUCUUUACUGGUAAAAUUUAAGAAAUGAGAUAAAGUUUCUAAUAUGUUUAUUUUUUUAUCAAAGAUUAGGGGCGCCUGGGUGGCUCAGUCGGUUGAGCGCCGACUUCAGCUCAGGUUACGAUCUCGCAGUCCGUGAGUUCGAGCCCUGCAUCAGGCCCCUGUGCUGACAGCUCAGAGCCCGGAGCCUGUUUCAGAUUCUGUGUCUCCCUCUCUCUCACCCUCCCCCAUUCAUGCUCUGUCUCUCUCUGUCUCAAAAAUGAAUAAAAACGUUAAAAAAAAAAAAAAAAGAUAAUACAAACAUCUCAGUUAUAUAAAUAAUGGGUAUUUUCCCUAUGGCACGUAAAUAAGACUUUUGAGAUUGUGAACUGAAUUAAUUGCAAGUUAUAUAGUCUAUUUUGAAUCACAUAUUUGUGAUUAUGUUACAUAAUAAGAAUUGGACCAGUAGUAAUAUUAUUAAUGUUAGCUUAGCAUAAUUAUGGCUGUGAAAUAAAUCCCCAUAGAGCACAUGAAGAAAACUUGAGUCAAAAGAUGCCACAACCUAGAAACUGUGCUUGAGGGAAGGAUUUGAUUGUUCCUGUAAAGGUACAUGUAAAAAAAUAUAUAUAUUCUUGUAGAUAGAUGGAAAGAUGGAUUGAUAAGGUCCAAUAAAUGUGGUCUUUUGGUUUUUUUGUUGUGUUUUGUUUUGUUUUUCAUUUAAAGAAUAUAAGUUGGUCUGUGUCAGUGGAUAGUCCUAGGAUCUUGGAAUUGACACUUGUUUCUCUGUUUCACUCCUCUCCUCUAGGACUUUGGUGUGAUGGAAAGACAUAGAUGGCCAUAGGUUUUAAUGCUUAUUCCAUUACCCACAGAUUGUGUGACUUCAGGGAAACCUUUUUUCAUCCAUGGUAUCUGUUCCCUCAUCUAUAUAUGAAAUUCUGGCAGAGAAUAUGUUUUUAGCUCAUGUUUGUCCCCUUUAUCUUUCCUCUCUGUUCUUUUGCAGGAGGUUGCUGAUAACCAUGUGUCCCCAUUUAAACUUGAUUUGCAUUCCAGACACUGUGUGUCUGAUUUCCCUGAUUUCCUAUUCUCUUCUUUGUCCAUUUCACUGCUCUUGUGUCUGGUGGCCUAACGCAUACUGUUAUGGAGACCUCACUUUUACUUAUUUUAUUUUUCAAGCGCAUAUAAAUUAUGGUGUUUGUACAUAAAGACCCUGUGUGAUGCCACCACAGAUCCUGUUUUACCCUCUCCCUGAAGCACCAGUUCUUUUUCCUGAGAAUUGAGUGGUCCUCAGAGAAAAACCCAUAGGGAAUGUGGAAGAUGUGCCUGGGAUAGCUUACAUGGGUAAGUAUGAAUCUGAACAUAAAAAUCCCACCUGCUAUCUCUAAAAUGUUUCUUUAUUCUUUGUUGUGGGGCCAGUUCUGCUCCCAUAAGAAUCUUUAGGAGAGCAUCCUGGUGGGGACAAGUCCUGUGUGGCAGGGAUGUUGUGACCUGUGUGGCUAAAUACGAUUUCUGCAAUAGAAUUCCUACUUGAUUCCUCCCUAUGUCCUGCUUAGGUGACCUUUCUCUGCAGGGCCGCAGUGUUUACUCUGAGAAGUAAGACUUUGCAUGGGAACCUCUGCAGAGAACAUGGCAUACCCCAAAAAGAUGUGCAAACGUGUGAGAAAAUUCUUUGUGUCAUUGUGAACAUGUGUUUGAUGCUGCAUGUAAUUGGCCAUUUGGAUCUGGGAAAUAAAACCUUCGGCAUGUAGCAAGGAGUGAUCUACUUUGAGAGGUCUUGAUGGAAGUUGGCCCCACCUGGCCCUUAUGGGGAGGCAUGGGAAAGUCAGGGUUUCCAGAACAUACAGAAGUUUUGUGAGAAGGAAAUGAUAAUAUAGUGACAGGGAAAUUAUGUAAGGAAAAUAAAGACCCGAGUUUCUCUCUCCUCAUGGGCAUUCCACUUUGCCUUUUACUUUCUAAGGAACCUCAUUAAUCUGAUCAUGACAUAAUAUAUAUUAUAUAUGGCUAUAAAAUAUAGGAAAAUUUGAUAUUUACUGGUAUAUAGAAAAUUUUCCGUCUAAAGUCUAGAAAAAAGACAGUGUCCAUUUUCACCAGUUUUAUUCAGUAUUGUAUUGAAAGACCUAGUCAGGGAAAUCAGGCAAGAAAAAAAAUUGGUAUAAUGAUUGGAAAGCAACAAAACACAUUUGUUGACAAAAUUGUAUGCAUAGGUGAUGAAAAUGUAUACGUUAAUUAUUAGAAAUGGAAAGUAGCAAGGUUUCUGUAUAGAAUAUUGUUAAAAGGAAAGUUUAUGCAACAGAUAUAAAAUGAAAAUUUAAAGGUAUCAAUUACAGGGGCAUGAAAAAUACAACAUGUCUAGAAAUAUGUGUAUUUUCAAUACUAUGUUGAAAAGAAGUGGCAAGAAUGAGCAUCCUUGUAUUAUUCCUGAUCUUAGGGGAAAAGCUUUCUGCACCAUUGAUUAAGUUAGCUGUGAGCAUGCCAUAUGUUGCCUUCCUUAUGUGGAGGUACAUUCUUUGACUAAUUGGCUGAGAAUUUUUUAUCGUGAAAGAAUAUUAAAUUUUUGUCAAAUGAUUUUUCUGCAUGCAUUGAGAUGAUUUUUUAUCCUUUAUUCCAUUAAUGUGAUGAAUCACAUUUAUUAAUUUGUAUACAUUGAAACAUCUUUGCAUCCCAGGUAUAAAUCACAGUUAAUCAUGAUGUAUGACCCUUUUAAUGUGCUGAAUUCUGUUUGUUCUUAUUUUGUUGAGGAUUUUACAUUUAUAUUUAUCAAGAAUAUUGAGCUGUACUUUUCUUGUAGUGCCCUUACCUGGCUUUGGUGUCAGAGUGAUAGCCUUGUAAAAUGAGUUUGUGAGUACUCCCUUCUUCAGUUUUUUGUAAGAGUUUAAGUAGGAUUGUUAAUUCUUUAAAUGUUUGGUAGAAUUCACCAGUGACACCAUCUGGUCCUGGGAUUUUCUUUGUUGAGGUGUUUUUGAUUACUGAUUCAGUCUCUUACUCAUUAUUGGUCUGUUAAGAUUUUCUAUGAAUGAUUCAGUCUCAUAUAUUCUAUGUUUCUAGCAAUUUAUUUCUUCUUCAUUAUCCAAUUUGUUGGCAUAAUUGUUCUAAGUGAUAUUAUGGUAUGUUGUAUUUCUCUAAUAUCAGUUGUAAUGUCUCUUUCAUUUCUAAAUUUAUUUGAGUCUUUGCUCCUUUUUUUCUUUGGAAAAAAGACAAUGCCCAUUUUCACCAGUUUUAUUCAAUAGUGUGUGUCUAACUAAUGGUGUGUUAAUUUUGCUUAUCUUUUCAAAAAAACAGCUUUUAGC